AUGUAUCGCAUUUUUCUUCUCGUUCUAUUCUGUUCUCUUCAUUAUUCUCGACAAGCCAAUAUUAAAUGUUUACCAGGACAAUUUCCGAACCAAUAUGAUGAAUGUCAAAAAUGUCCAAAAAUUCACUAUUGUCCAGAUGGAUCACGUGCGUUAGAGUGUGAACCCGGUACGUAUAAUAAUUUGUAUGGUCAACAGGCCUGUCGCAAAUGUCGCCCUGGUGACUAUCAAAUUUAUUCUGCUUCAUCCGCCUGUGAUCGUGCCUAUCGCGGCUUCUACUCGGCAAAUGCCUCAAGUGAACCUGUUCCUUGCUCACCCGGUACUUAUACACAUUUGCCAGGGCAAGUUGCCUGUCUCCCGUGUCCUCAUGGUUACUAUCAAAUCCACGAUGGGCAGAGUGGAUGUGAUCGUUGCCCUCGUGGCCAUACUUGUGAAAGUGCAUCAGCUAAACCGAAGGAAUGUCCACCAGGUAUGCACAACCCACUCUUCAAUCAAGUAAAAUGUCGUCCUUGUAAACGAGGCUAUUACAAUUUGGAUAGUGGAUCGUCAGCGUGUCUAAGAUGCCCAAAAGGUCAUCGAUGUCCCAAUACAACAGAGGCACCCAUACCAUGUUCUCUAGGUUACUACAACAAUUUAUACCAACAGACUGAAUGUAGACCAUGUAAGAAAGGAUGGACUACAGUGAAUGAAGGUGAACAUAAAUGCAUGGAUGAAACACUAUUACUCGGAUCAUUAAUCGGAUGA
Molecule: messenger RNA, 741 nt
Organism: Adineta steineri
Lineage: Eukaryota; Metazoa; Rotifera; Eurotatoria; Adinetida; Adinetidae
Source: the annotation of a GenBank genome assembly